CUCUCCUUUUCCUCGACCGUUCCGAUUACCAGUGUUGUAUUCUGUUCCGCAACUGCAAUGGCCUCAGGAUCGAGCUGGACACCAAAGCAAAACAAGUUGUUCGAGAAUGCUUUAGUUACCUAUGACAAGGACACUCCAGACCGCUGGCACAAUCUAGCCAGGGCAGUCGGAGGGAAAACCGUGGAGGAAGUAAAGAUACAUUACCAGAAUCUCGUCCAAGACCUCGAGCAGAUUGAGUCCGGCCAAAUCCCCUUACCCCCUUACAAGAAAGCUGGAGGGAACAAAGCAUACGAUUACAUGAAUGAAGAACACAGGAUGACAAAUCUGAGGCUUUAAGUUUAAUAUGAGCCAGAACCGGAAGAAAGAAAGGUGUUAACCUUUAAUAAAGCAAAGCAAAGCAAAGCGAGCAGUAAAUAUGUAUAUGUCACUAUUUGGUUUUCACUGUGUAUCUUAACCUCGUCAAAGUUGUUUCUU
Hibiscus syriacus is the source of this 474-nucleotide messenger RNA. Its product is annotated as protein RADIALIS-like 3. Bases 58 to 336 code for a protein of 92 amino acids. The record is from RefSeq and is a predicted model, not a curated record. Lineage: Eukaryota; Viridiplantae; Streptophyta; Magnoliopsida; Malvales; Malvaceae. The transcript is spliced from 2 exons. Gene Ontology annotation, molecular function: DNA-binding transcription factor activity.